GUGAACGUUCCGGGCUCCUGGACUCUGAAAGAGCUGGCCGCGUUCCUUUGCACAAAGGCCGCCGUGACCCGGCUCUACAACACGUACCUGGAGGCUGUGUUCUUCUCCUUCCCACGAUUUCGUACCCAGCCACCGAGUGAGCAUGCGCUCAAGGAGAAGAAGGAUCUCUGCGGCCGCGACAUGGAACAGCUGCAAACCAUCCUCUUCCACGACCGCCUGACCUUGCUGAGCCAGUUCGCAUUUAACGUGGGGCUCUACUAUGCCAUUCCGGGGUACUACCCAGCUCCGACAGGUGUGGUCACACCUCUUCAUGAGCGUGCGCUUCGCCUCGUGGCCAACCACUACCUUAUGUCCUUCGGCAUGUACUGGAUGCAUCGGGCGCUUCAUGUCGUUCCAUUCUUGUGGGACAACAUCCACUGUUAUCACCACUGGGCAAAGCAUCCACUGUCCCGCAACACCUACGACGAUCACUGGCUCGACAACUUCGGCAAUGCUGUGGUGGGACAUUUCUGCGCACAGGCCUUCUGGAUUCACUUGAGAAGCAAAGGAGGAUUUCAUACCUGUACUUUCCAUUUCUUUUUAUGGCAGAGGAGCCAUUUUCUUUGCACCAGAACCCUGAAUCCCUGA
Molecule: messenger RNA, 627 nt
Organism: Symbiodinium pilosum
Lineage: Eukaryota; Dinophyceae; Suessiales; Symbiodiniaceae
Source: the annotation of a GenBank genome assembly